Protopolystoma xenopodis is the source of this 414-nucleotide messenger RNA. NCBI's taxonomy places the organism in Eukaryota, Metazoa, Platyhelminthes, Monogenea, Polystomatidea, Polystomatidae. The record is from the annotation of a GenBank genome assembly.
GUUAUUCGCUCUUCUUGUCGUCUAAUCACUUUGCUUGAUCUUGCUGGUGAUCGCCGCUACCAACGUACAACAUUGGCAGGCCUCUGUCGUGGACAACCGAAUUAUGCUUUGCUGGUCGUCCCGGUGACGACAGGAAUUACACAGGUUGCUUUACAACACGCUCAGUUGGCUAUUGCUCUUGAUCUUCAUCUCAUCCUGGUGCUCACCAAAAUCGACCUCCUCAAGGCACCAUCAAUAACCCCACCCGUUCCGCCAUUGCCAACUUCCAGAACAGAACCAAUACCUCCAUUCUCACCCGAAUCUGUUGCAGCAGUGACUUCUAAAUCUGAUGCAAAUGCCACAGACUCUCACGAACUUGCAUAUUCUGAAACCACGUCCGAUCGCUCGUCUGUCCAAACUCAGGUAGGCACUUAG